Messenger RNA from Drosophila hydei, 2875 nucleotides. It is a transcript of the gene pink, whose product is annotated as Hermansky-Pudlak syndrome 5 protein homolog. Lineage: Eukaryota; Metazoa; Arthropoda; Insecta; Diptera; Drosophilidae. Gene Ontology annotation, cellular component: cytoplasm. The record is from RefSeq and is a predicted model, not a curated record. Gene Ontology annotation, biological process: developmental pigmentation. The coding region runs from base 185 to 2734 and encodes 849 amino acids. The transcript is spliced from 3 exons. Gene Ontology annotation, molecular function: protein binding.
UAAACGUUCUGGCAGCGCUAGCCUAACAUCUGUAAAAGUUGCAUUCCUGUGUUUAUUUUUUUUUAUUUCACCACAACACCAGAAAUGCAUUAAUAUUAAAGGAAUAAUAAACCGUACAAUUCGCUAGUUAAGAGUGCGAACAAUGUAAAUACGCGUGUGUCAGCCAGCAAAAACAAGCAUUAAAAUGACUGACGCCUACUGCUUGUCCAAUUUUAUUGAUUUUUCACAGCAUUUGUCACAGCCGCUGAGGCACAGCAAUCGGAUCAAGUAUACUUGCUUUGAUAUCUCUGACAACUACAUCAUCUUUGGCGCCACCUCCGGCUCCCUUUACUUCUUCAAUCGUGGCGGCAAGUUUAUGCACUUGAUCCCCAAUAAGCAUGGGCCGGUCACACACUUGAGUAUCUCGGCCAACAACAAGUAUGUGGCCUUUGCCACUCAACGCUCUCUGAUUUGUGUGUAUGCGGUGAAUCUCUCCGCUCAGGCCGCACCUCAAGUGAUUGUCACGCACCUGAGCGCCGAUCAAUCGGUGCAGGUGAGCUGUAUCCAUUGGACGCCGGAUGAGAAGCAAUUCUACUAUGGCGAUACACGUGGCCAGGUUAAUCUGGUACUUCUAUCGUCCUUUAUAGGACAUAGUCUGCUGUUUAACAUGUCCGUGCAUCCGCUUUUGUAUCUAGAUGCCCCCGUCGUCCAGAUCGAUGACUUUGAAUCUCUGCUCCUGGUAUCAAACUAUACCAAGUGCAUUCUAUGCAACACCGAAUUCGAAGAGUACAAGCAGAUCGGCAACCGUCCACGUGAUGGCGCUUUUGGUGCCUGUUUCUUUAUAUCGCCACAUGAGUCAUUGCAGCCGUCACGCAUUUAUUGCGCACGUCCAGGCACUCGAAUCUGGGAAGUCGACUUCGAAGGCGAGGUAGUGCAAACGCACCAGUUCAAGAGCGCACUGGCCACCGCUCCAGCCCAGAUACUGAAGCCUAGUGAAGGUGAUGCAUUCAGUGGUGACGAUGCGGAUGCCCUGGAGUCCAACGAUGAACUGCUAGACUACCAGCCGCAGCACCUGCAAUUCGCCAAACUGCAACGUCUAGGCGAAAACUUUUUACUGAGCUAUACUGAGCUGGGCCUCUACAUCUUUGAUGUGCGCCACUCGUCGGUGGUGCUGUGGUGUAAUAAGUUCGAGCGCAUUGUAGAUUGCCGUGUCGCCGGCGCCGAUAUCUUUAUCUUCACCCAAACGGGUUCGCUAUACAGCGUUCAGUUGCAGACGCUGCAGUCGCACGCCCUCUUCCUGAUGCAGCAAUCGAAGCUGCCGCAGUGCGCCCGACUGUUGCGCCAUCACGUCAAAUAUUUUGCGGACAAGGCGCGCGAAAACUACGAGCUGAAGCAGCUCAAUCAGUUGAAGCAACUGCUGAUCGAACGCCAGCAGUAUGAACUGCUCAAUGAUAUAUCCGUGAUCUUUGAUGCCAUUGCCCAGUGCACGGGCAGCGCAAUGGACACGCACAGCUCCGGCGGCAGCUCAGCAACAACAGAGAGAAGCGUCAGCACAGCUGGAGGGGGAUCUCAAGUAGGAAGUGGAGGUGGAGUUGGUAACGUCGCCAACUCAGUGCCAGCAAAAGGCGUUUAUGUGCUGGAGAACGCAUUUUGCGACAAUUUGAAACAACCCCCUAAGUCGGGACACUUUAAGGAUGCGCUGCUAACGGUUACGGGUAAAUUUGGCAAGAACAUUAUCAAAUACAAGUUCAACAUAUUUGCCGAGGAGCAGCAGCAGCUAGUGCGUGAGCUAAUACCCGCCAGUGAGCGAUCGCUGCCCUUUAAGGAUAUUAAAGCACUGUACGAGGCGCAGGAUGAGGAUGAGGAAAUUGUUUGCCGCAGCAGUAGCAACGGACGCAAGCGUAUUACGACAGCGACGCCACACAUCAGUCCGGAAGAGAAGACCAUCUACAAUCUUUAUUUGAUCCACAAGGGCGCCAAAUUCAGUCGCACUCAUUGCGUGGAACGCUAUCGCGCAGUGUUCGAUGAAUAUGCGGCCAGCGAGCUGAUGCAGCUGCUGACGAAGCUUGGACAGGUGAUGCUGGAGCACGGCGAUAGUCCUGAGCAGGCGCAACGCAACUGCUAUGAGAUGUAUUUCAACUAUCUCAAUCCGGAACUCAUCUGGGAAAUGGACGAUGCCACACGAGACUACAUAGCUAAUGGAUUGGCCCUACUGAAUGCCGGCGUAGAAAUUGUCCGCUGCAGUCAUUGCAGCUUUCCUUUGAGGUUCAACAAUGCCUGUCAGUAUCAUGAGCUGGGCGCUGUCCUGCUGCGUUACUUUUGGUCCCGCAACGAGCAGCUGAAGUGCUUUGAUGUGCUGCAGUCGGUACCGGCGCUGCUUGAUGUUCUGGCCAAAUUCUAUCUGGUCGAGCACAAUUUGGACAAAGUUCUGCCCAUUGUCUUUAACUAUGGCUCCGUGGAGCUGCUGCAGGAUGUGGGUAAGCAAUUGAAUGGCGCCGCUUGGGCGCGUUGCUUUGAGCAGUUUGUGGAACUGCAACGUGGACGCUUGAUUUGCGUCAAUUGCGAAUGCAUCAGCAGUGUGGAAGAAGAACAGCUGUCGCGGCAUUUCUUCUAUACGUGGAACUGUUUUCUGAAUAUCGCCCUAGAUCAUCUGACAGCCAACGAGACGCUGGCCUUGAUCUUCAAGUGGAGCUCGUAUGUACCCAGCGAUGCAAUCGAUCGGGAGUUCUACAAACGCUGCCUGCUUAAGGGCUGAAAUGCGUAUAUAUGUACACAUAUAUAUUCGUAUAUAUAUUUAUAAAUAUUAUGCAAAUAAUGAUAUUUAUUGUUGAAACAUUAGCGGCAUGCAACUUGCAACAUUCCCAGGCCAUGAUCCAAAAAGAAAAUAUAUAUAUAU